UUCACUCUAAAGUCUAAACAUGAUUUUCUUUACACCCAAACAAACUUAAAAAAAAUGUUGUCCUCCAAAUCCCAUUUCUUAACUAAACCAAUUCAACACCAUUCAAAUCUCCCCCUCUUUUUCACACACACUACUGUGUGUAAUCCAAACCCUCAAAAACAACCUCUUGAAGAACAAAACAUAACAACCAACACAUCAUACUGGACUAAAAAAAUCCACAAAUUAUGCACAAUCGAUCGCAACGUAAACGAAGCAAUCCGUCUUUUAAACCAUCUCACAGUAAACGGAUACACACCCAAUUCUUUAAACCUCACAAGCAUCACACACGCCCUCUGCGAUUCCAAUCGUUUCGCAGAAGCCCAUCGUCGGUUUUUAUCGUCUCUUAAUGGUGUAACUAUACCCGAUGAAAGGACAUGUAAUGUGAUCAUUGCAAGGUUAUUGGAUUGGAAUAAAAAACCACAUUUUACUUUAAAUGUUGUGUAUAGAAUUAUGGGUUUAAAACCUUGUUUCGUGCCGUCUUUGAUGAAUUUUAAUCGUUUUAUUGAUCAGUUUUGUGGGGUUUCGUGUGUCGGGUUUGGUCAUUUGUUGUUGUUUCAUAUGAAGUGUUUGGGGCAUUGUCCGAAUGUGGUGAGUUAUACUAGUUUGAUUAAUGGGUAUUGUAAGAUUGGGGAAAUGGGUAAUGCACGUAAGGUGUUUGAUGAAAUGUGUGAGAGUGGGAUUAGGCCUAAUGCGUUGACUUUUAGUGUUUUGAUUCGUGGGUGUUUGAGGAAAAGAGAUUUCGAGGGUGGGAACGCGUUGUUUGGGAAAAUGUGGAAGACGAUGGGUGAAGAAGAGGAUCGUUUGAUUAACCACGCGGCAUUUUCGAAUGUGAUUUGUAGUUUAUGUGAAGAGGGGUUGUUUAAAGAGGUGUUUGAUAUUGCGGAAAAUAUGCCUCAAGGGAAGAGUGUUGACGAUGGUUUUGCGUAUGGACAGAUGAUAGAUUCGUUUUGUCGAUAUGGGAGGCAUCAUGGUGCUUCAAGGAUUGUUUAUAUGAUGAGGAAACGAGGGUGUGUUCCGAGUUUAGUUUCAUACAAUUCUAUUGUUCAUGGACUUGCUAAACACGGUGGCUAUUUGAGGGCGUAUCAGCUGUUGGAACAAGGGGUUGAGAUUGGUUACGUACCCUCAGAGAUUACUUACAAAGUUCUAAUAGAAUGUCUUUGUUUAGAAGAAGAUGAUCUUGGUAAAGCAAAGAAACUUCUUGAAAUCAUGUUGAACAAAAAUGGGGUGGAUAAGGCGAGAAUUUACAAUAUUUAUUUAGGAGCUCUAUGUCGAAUGAAGACUGAUGUUUCAACCGAGCUUUUGAACACACUUGUUACAAUGCUGGAGACAAAAUGUCAUCCAGAUGUAGUUACUCUAAACACAGUUAUUAACGGGUUUUGUAAAAUGGGAAAAGUCGAUGAGGGUAUAAAGGUACUAGAAGAUAUGAUUAUGGGCAAGUUUAACGAUUGUACCCCUGAUAGUGUGACGUUUACCACAAUUAUUAGUGGAUUGUUAAAUGUCGGCAGGGCACAAGAAGCUCUCGAUGUGCUUACUAAAGUUAUGCCUGAAAAGGGUUUUAACCCAAGUGUCAUAACUUACAAUGUAGUACUCUGUGGUUUGUUUAAGCUAAAUCUUUCAAAUGAAGCAAUGGACGUUUUUAACUCCAUGGUUGGUGGUGGUGUGGUUCGUGAUUGCACUACACACGCAAUAAUGAUUGAUGGAUUAUGUGAAUGCAGCCGUGUAGAUGACGCAAAGGUGUUCUGGGAGGAUAUCAUUUGGCCAUCCGGGGUUCAUGACAGUUUUGUAUACUCGGCUAUCCUUAAAGGGCUUUGUUGUUCAGGGAAGUUUAACGAGGCCUGGGAUUUUGUAUAUGAAUUAGUAGAUUGUGGAGUUAAGUUAAAUGUAAUAAAUUACAACAUUUUGAUAGAAGGUGGUUGCAAGUUCGGCAUGAAGAAAGAAGUGUACUUGAUUUUAGGAGAAAUGAAAAAAAAUGGUGUGGCUCCUGAUGCAGUUACAUGGAGAAUCAUUCACAAAUUACACAAGCAAAGUAAACAAUUAGGCCUAGAAGAGAAUAUCAACAUGUAAUACAGGUUUGUUUUGUUUGUAGUUGCAGUGCUUGUAUAAGUUGUAGUACUUAUUUCAAUAAGGAAAAAAAAGUAAAAUCUAUUUUCGAUUGUUAUAGAC
Molecule: messenger RNA, 2202 nt
Organism: Erigeron canadensis
Lineage: Eukaryota; Viridiplantae; Streptophyta; Magnoliopsida; Asterales; Asteraceae
Product: pentatricopeptide repeat-containing protein At3g18020
Exons: 1
Coding region: 55-2103 (682 amino acids)
Molecular function (GO): protein binding
Source: RefSeq, a predicted model, not a curated record